AUGCGUUCUUUGCAAAUUAAAAAUCAUUUUAUACGUUUACAUUGCCAGUUUGUGGAAAGUGACGUCGACGAGCAAUUGAUUUUAUUCAUCCCUUUCACUGGUAGCGUUAAAUUAAAAUCAAUUUCAAUCAAAUCGGGUCCUGGAGACAGCUGUCCCUCAAAAAUGAAGGCGUAUAUUAACCGCGAAGAUAUUGAUUUUGACACCGUUGAUUCUUACACUGCAACUCAGGAAUGGGAAUUAAUUUCUAACCCGGAUAAUAUUGAAUAUAUUACAAGGAUGGCAAAAAUGUACAACGUAAGAAAUUUGACACUUUAUUUUCCUGAAAAUUUUGGCGAUGAUGUGACAAGGAUUUUUUAUAUCGGGCUUAAAGGAGAAUGGACUGAGAUAAAGUUCUUGAUGAAACAAGCUUCGACACCUAAUCCUGCAGACCAUAAAAAUCCAGCUGAAGAUGAAAAAAUCCACCACACCAUCAAUUGA
This is a messenger RNA of Cetraspora pellucida, 477 nucleotides long. Lineage: Eukaryota; Fungi; Glomeromycota; Glomeromycetes; Diversisporales; Gigasporaceae. The record is from the annotation of a GenBank genome assembly.